This is a messenger RNA of Danio aesculapii, 3768 nucleotides long. It is a transcript of the gene vwa5b1, whose product is annotated as von Willebrand factor A domain containing 5B1. NCBI's taxonomy places the organism in Eukaryota, Metazoa, Chordata, Actinopteri, Cypriniformes, Danionidae. The transcript has 21 exons. Bases 1 to 3768 code for a protein of 1255 amino acids. The record is from RefSeq and is a predicted model, not a curated record.
AUGCCGGGCCUGAUGAACAAGAGCAAGCGGAGCGCUCUGCCUCUCAGCAUCUCUGACAUCACUUCCUGUGUCAGGGGUUACACUCUGGCAUUGACAGCGUCAUUGACCUAUGAAAACAUCGAAGAUCACCCUAUCGAGGGAAUCUUCAUAUAUCCUCUGGAUGAGUGCAGCGUGGUGGUCGGGUUCGAGGCGAUGAUUGGCAGCCAAAUAAUAACCGUGCAGGUUAAAGACAAAACGAAAAUCGAUGACUGUUACUUUGAUUGCUGUGAUGCCAACGGAACCCCGCAGAGCGUAGGUGGGCAUGUCGUUUUGGAUGAGGAUCAGGAGAGGACGGUGCUGGUGGUCAGUCUGGGGGUCAUUCCUCCUCUGGAGACCAUUAGUAUAUUGGUCAGCACUUCCUCGGAGCUAAGGACACUCCCGAACGGUGGCAUUCGGGUCGUUUCACCUCCCGUCUGCUCUCCAAGAGUACAACGGUCUGUCAAAGAGGAGCAGGCCUUUUCGCCCAGCACUGCUAGGAGGAGGGAUCAGCAUCAUUGUUCUCACGAGCAGACGGUCUCAGGUGUGUGUUUGGCUGCUCUGCUGGAAGAAGAGACCAUCAACUCCAUUGACUAUGAGUUCAACUUUCAUCUUGAGAUCAGAGGACCGUAUUUACUCGCAGGUGUGGAAAGCCCAUCACAUGCCAUCCGGGCGGAUGCUGACCCCUCGGCUCGCUCUGCCACCAGCAUUGUGGUCACACUGGCAGACAAGUACACCUACGACUGCCCUGUGGAGAUACUGAUCUACCCCAGUGAGCCCCAUCUGCCGCAUGUUCUCAUUGAAGACGGAGACAUGACGGCGGAGGAAUACGAUGAGCAUCUGAAAGGACGGAGCGACUACAUAAAGGCCACCAAGAAGGACUGCAGUAAUGAGAAGACAGUGGACAUUAUUCGGAAGAGGCUUCAUAAAGACAUCCUCCACAACCCCGUGGUGAUGCUGAACUUCUGUCCGGACCUGCGAUCCAGCACCUCUGACCUGCGCAGCAUCCAGGGCGAAUUUGUCUUCCUCAUAGACCGCAGUGGAAGCAUGAGCGGGGUCAACAUUAAUCGAGUUAAGGAUGCAAUGGUGGUGAUUCUGAAAAGUCUUUUCCCGGCCUGCUUGUUCAACAUAGUGGGCUUUGGAUCCAAAUUCAAAACACUGUUUUCCACCAGCCAGAGCUAUGAUGAGGAGAGCUUGGCAUUGGCUUGUGAGUAUGUGAAGAAGAUCCGGGCUGAUAUGGGCGGCACAAACAUACUGGCACCACUCAACUGGAUCCUGCGGCAGCCCAUGCACAGAGGUCAUCCUCGGCUGCUCUUCCUCCUGACUGACGGAGCCGUCAGUAACACGGGGAAGGUCAUCGAGUUGCUCCGCAGCCACGCUCGGUUUACCAGGUGUUUUACGUUCGGGAUUGGCCAGGCGGCGUGCAGAAGGCUGGUUUCAGGACUGUCCGCUGUUUCCAGAGGCACAGCUGAGUUUCUGGCAGAAGGGGAACGACUGCAGCCCAAGAUGAUUAAGUCUCUAAAGAAGUCCAUGACUUCAGUACUGACGGAUAUCUCCAUCGAGUGGCUUUAUCCAGAGACGAAGGAGAUCCUGCUCUCUCCAGUGGGAGCAACGUGUCUGUUUCCUGGUGAUCAUCUGAUUGGAUACAGCGUGGUCUGUGAUACUUCACGAUAUCACUCCAACCCCAAAUCAGACAAGCGGCGUCGCUACAGCAUGAUGCGCUCCAAUGAGUCUGCCAGUUCAGUCUUCUACCACUCUCUGGAGGAGGAUGCUGGGAAGGUUUCCUCUGACGCUCAGGGGCCGCACAGGGACAAUCAGGUCGGCUCACUGUUUGACGGUUGCCAGGAUACCAUGUCUGAAAGCAGCCCUACUGCCACAGAGCAAGACAUUAUAGGAACUGACUCGAGCACCUCUCCAAGAAGACGUGCUUAUAGUACGAAUCAGAUUGUGGAUUACAACCCCAUGAAGAAGACCUACACUCCCAGUGACCCCAGCUCAGUGGUGGGCAGAAACCCUCUGAGAAGAGCCAAAGUCCAGGAGCUCAUUGGACAGAGUCAUCCUGACCACGGCGCUCAGUGGAAAAUGGACUACCAGCCACAACUGGCAAGCCUGUGUGCCACAUCCUCUAGAGGACGUCCCGUAACAGCUCACAAACCCCCAGUGCUGCAACAAGAGAUUCUCCAGGGGGAGAGUAAGGGAGAUCAGACCCACCCCCUUCCAUCUACACAGGGUCCUGUUGUGGAGAACGGCUCCAGGUCUUCAACAGACAGUCCAUCUCUGGGCAGCACCGGUGACGCAGAUGGCUACACGCAUCAGCUUUGCGAAGUCGAAACACCACAAGAUCCUCAUGCACCAGAAUUCAAGGCCACUCACGGAAGGCGAGAUUGUAAAGUGGUCGUGUCUGGGCUUCUGUGUGGGAAACAAAUGAAGUGGGAGGUAACCUUUGACAUUCAACCCUAUCUAAAUGGCAGAGAGAGGGAGGAAAAGGUGCAUGAAGACCUGUGGAAUGAAACUUUCCAUCACCUGGCGGGACGAUCAAUUAUUCAAGACUUUGAACACAUGGUGGAUAAAGAGUGCGAGAUUGAGCAUGGUUCUGGAAGAAGGUACCAGCUUUACGCCAUCCAUACGAGCAAAGCCUGCAACAUCUUGAGCAAAUACACAGCGUUUGUACCUAUCGAUCUUGACAGCAAUGAAUAUUUACCCACCUGCGUUGAGUACAGCCACCCUGGGGAGGAUCAUAAACGAAGUUCGCACUGCGGUUCUCGUUCCGGCAGCAGGAAGUCCCGUGGCUAUUCUGUAGGUUUGGGUCGCUCACAGUCUGGAGGUUUGACGGGGCAAGAUGACGCAGCUCUGUCCUACAAUGUUGACGGAUCCAAGCCACCCUGCAAAACCCCUUCAUCCUCCAGUUGGGAACGCUGUAGCUCUUCUGAAGCCUCUCAAAGAAGUUCAUCGGUGACCUCGGACCACUCGCAGAGAUCAGUCGAGAGCCUUUUCUCUGCCAGCAAGCUAAGCCUGAGCAGGACGCGUCUCCUGACGAAAGCGGCCAGGGGCUUUAUGAGCCGAUCGCAGAGCAAAAUCAGCAACUCAGUGGGAGAGAGUGAAAACGACAACAAGGACUACAUCCCUCUGGUGUCUCUGCAGCUGUCCUGUGGGGCGUUCAUGUUGAACAGUGCCUUGUGUGAUGCCAUCAACGUGCCAAUAGACAAGCUGAAGUGGACAUCGCCCUUCGCCAGCCACAGAAUCAGCCUUACCCAUGUGUCCCACUCUGGAUCCAAGCGCUCUGAGAGUCUGGAGGUCCACCGUGGCUCCUCGCCUCCUCCCAGAGACUCCGAUCUGAACUCUGAAUGCGAGGAUCUCAUGUCCCGCAGCCCUCAAGUGGACGGCGAGCAUUCGUUGCAUGGCUUUUCAUCCGUGUCAACUGAAGCCCCACCAUCGCCCAUUAACUCUUUGCACGAUAGCGGACGAGGGUCUGAGUCUGAAAUGGUUGAAACGCCAAUAUUGCAAGAUCCCGAAGGGAUGGUUUGGGCCACGGCGGUCGCUCUGGCCUGGCUUGAACACAGCUCUGCCUGUUACUUCAUUGAAUGGGAGCUGAUUGCGGCCAAAGCCAGUUUGUGGCUCGAUGAACAGAUCAUCCCAGAAGGCCGAGACCUGGCGUCGGUCAAAGCUGCAGCCAAUCAGCUCUUCAUCAUCCUCAGACACUGGGACGAAAACCUGCAGCUCAACAUGCUCUGCUACAACCCCAACAGCGUCUGA